This is a messenger RNA of Hibiscus syriacus, 790 nucleotides long. RefSeq names its product bark storage protein B-like. The record is from RefSeq and is a predicted model, not a curated record. The transcript is spliced from 3 exons. NCBI's taxonomy places the organism in Eukaryota, Viridiplantae, Streptophyta, Magnoliopsida, Malvales, Malvaceae. Gene Ontology annotation, biological process: nucleoside metabolic process. Gene Ontology annotation, molecular function: catalytic activity. The coding region runs from base 1 to 720 and encodes 239 amino acids.
AUGUUUGACCCACUUCAUGUUGCACCUCGGAAACAAAAACAAUGGGCGAAUUGGCUAAUGGGGUUGCUGUAUAUUCGAUUUAGACCCAUUGGAGAGAGGGAUUACAGUCAGAUUGUUUUGUGUUCCACAAAGUAUGGAGAUGGAGUUGAAGAUGUGCUAGCUCUAGAAUCAAAUGGAGACUACACCAAAGAAAUUGGUUACCUUAGGUUCUCUGAUUACAACAACAGCACAAAAUGCAACAUUUCUUCAGAGAAUCUGCUCAACAAUGUGUGGUACCAAGCUGAAGAGAUAUUCUCAGUGGAUGGGGUUCCAGAACAAAGACAGCAUGCGUUCUGGGUUCCAGUCAACAACCACUACUUUGCCACUGCAGAAAGAGUUGAGGUUUUGAGACUUGGUGGAUGCGCGAAUGCAACUUGCUUACCAAGACCACCGAUGGUGGUGAGAGUAGAAAGAGGGAUCAGCUCCAACAUCUUUGUGGACAACAGAGCUUAUCGUGAGUUGUUGAACGCCAAGUUCAAUGCAACAGCAAUCGACAUGGAGACGGCUGCAGUUGCCCUUGUCUCUCACCAACAAAACACGCCCUUCAUUGCAUUCAGAUCCUUGUCUGAUUUAGCCGUUGGGGUUUCUGCCUUGUCCAAUGAAGCCUCUGCGUUUGCCUCUUUGGCAGCUCAAAAUGCAGUUGAUGUUCUUAUUAGCUUCACUUCCUUGUUAUCUUCAUAAGCACAUGCCACCAGUUUCUUUCCAAGCCAUUUCUUUUGAAAUUUUUAAAUGAUAAAUUGAUUGCUAGUUU